GCGUGCGAUGUAGACAGUCCUGAGGACGUACGUUUACCUGCAGUCCCUACCACUUUCUUUGGCCGGUUGGUGGGCACCGCGUUCUCGUUACCGUGGUCCACGCUGCACUACUGUUCCACUAUCUCCUCAUUCACCUCGCGAUUCGACAGGAUCGAAGAACACGCGCGUAUCUCCCGGACAUUCAUCUUCGAAUUGUCGAUCUAUCGGUGAAAAGAACCGAGCGACUCUUCGCUCGAUUCCACAUCAUUCUCCACGCUCGUGUUGCCAAUCUUUCUUUCGUCUUUUUUUUUUUUUUUUUUACUUUCUAUCGGCGAAGACGCAUUGAGUCUUGUUACAAAAUUGUUUCAAAAAAUUUCGUGAAAAGUGACCGAUCUGACAGGGAAUCCGCGUGUUCAACGUCGCUGCACGAGAAGAGAUAAUAGUUUGGAUCUUAAACGUUCCUAUCUUGAUCUCACGAGGGAAGUGUAAAGGCAAAAGAUAAUACACAGUAAUAAACAAUAAGAAUUCACGAUACAACGACUCGACUCUUCUUUAUUAUUGACAUCGAUCAUCGCUCGUGAAAUCAUGUGCACCUGUUACCGUCAGUGUCACAAUUAGUUGCAUUUUACUGUAUUAUUCGUCCGGCGCUCAAGCUCUUUCGUUUAAAGAAUUUUGAAGAAGGGACCACUUGAACGGCUGAGUCGUUCGAAUGGGAGAGCAACGACGAAAGGAACGUAUUCGAUGGUGAUUGUCGGUCAGUGGAGAACAAUCAACCCACAGAUAAAGUGACAAAGGCAGGUGCCGGUUGGAAGGUGGAAAGUAGGCAAUAUCGUUUAAGAGGAACUCCUUCUACUGAGGAUUAUCAGAAGCAAUGGAAACGGCGAUCACGGCCUAAAUGAGUAUGACCGACAAAUAUGUGCGUGUAGUACGUUGGUGAUAGAGAAACCUACCUCGUAUGGUUCUCUUCUUUCCAUUCGCUCACCUCGGGCUGGAAAACUGUUGUGUGUUACAUAAAGAGGGAUUUUACUGGCCAGUUAAUGAACUCGGUUGUGCGCGCAAAUAGGGAACAUCUAUCGGCGACCUUACAAUACGAUAGACACACGCGACAACCCAACGAUCCUUAAUCUGAAACAGCUUGUAUAACAUCACGAUCGUGAAAGUAUAACUCGAAUAGCUGUAUCGGACGCAAUAAAGAAACGAUACAGGGGAAAGGAAAAACCAGAUCGAGGAAGGAAGGAAGAAUCGAUCCGGAUUGCGAGGGAAAGAGCAGGCGAUGCUUGGUAACGGUGUUUCAAGAACAGAUCGCGUACAUCCCCGGAAACAAUGCUCGGAGAAGUGACGUGAAACAACACUUUCGAAACGUAACACAUCGCAGAUUAAUUGUAACAAGAUUUCUAUGGUGCGGCGACGAUAAACAGAGCACGAAUUAUCCAAUUAUCUUAAUUGCUGUGAAUCUUAGCAUAGUGAAACAUAAACUAAUUCCAGCAAAGCGAGCGAUUAUCGCUUUCGUCGAUCUUCCAGCGGCAUCUUUUUCUUUUGCACGUAACGCGCACGUAUUACGUAUCCUGUUUUAAUAUUGAGAAACACUUCACAAAGAGAGCCACCCCGGGUUUUCGAAACCUGAUUUUGUGCACCGGUGUUGCACGAAAGUGAGCGGGCUCUCUCGAAGGAAUUUCGACACUUCUAUGAUUAUCGCGAGAUCCGAUUGGGCAACGUUGGUCGAAAAUGAAGUUCAUAGGGUCGUUGUUGGGCAUCAGCUCGCCCAAGAAGAUGGGCAAAGAGUACAUGAAAGUAGGAAGGAACGCUCUGUUCGGGCUAAGGACGAAUCAACACGAUGGCCUGUACACGGACAAGGUUCCCAGACCUUUGUCCUUCCUCAUUUCGAGGAAUGGAAAACUCAAACACGGUAGAUUGUCAGCAAUAUUCAUAGGAGUUUUAACGCUUGUAAUUGGCAUUAUAUUAAGCAGUAUACCUUGGGUAGAUUAUAUCAUAUUAAAGCAACUACGGUUAUGGAAUGGUUCUCUUUCGUUUCAAUACUGGCAAAAACCGGGAGUAGUUAGACUAACUAAAGUAUACAUAUUCAAUGUAACAAAUGCAGAAAACUUCUUGCAAUAUAAUGAGAAGCCAAAAUUACAAGAGGUUGGUCCAUUCGUAUAUAGAGAAGAUAUGGAAAAGGUGAACAUUGUUUUCCAUAAUAAUGGUACUGUAAGUUAUCAACACAAGAAGAUAUUAAACUUUGAACCAGAGAUGUCGAAAGACAAGAAUCUCAAAGUAAUAGUACCAAAUAUUCCUCUGCUUACACUGUCAACGCAAAGUAAGGCGCUACCUCGAAUUAUUACUCUGGGAUUACAUAUGUUUUUGAGCGGAAUGCAUAUGACACCGUUUGUUCCAGUCACUGCCCAAGAACUUGUUUUUGGAUACAAUGAUCCACUAGUUAGCAUUGCACAUCGAUUUUUUCCGAAAACGAGACGUCCCAUGAGUCAAAUGGGACUUCUUCUUGGGAGGAACGGUACAUUAGAGGAAGUGUCCACUAUUUUCACAGGACAUACGGAUAUGAAAGAAUUUGGAUUAAUAAAUCGUUUAAAUGGAUUAGAUCGUUUGCCAUAUUGGCCAAACUCGCCUUGUAACUCUAUUCGUGCUUCAGAAGGAUCGUUUUUUCCACCUCGCGAUAAAACUGGUGCAGAUAUCAUACAUAUCUGGGAUAAAGAUCUUUGUCGCACUUUACCUUUGAAAUAUCGUGGUCCAACUGAAAAAUCAGGAAUCAAAGCAGAUCUGUAUACACCUCCUGAUACUGUAUUUGGACGUCCAAAUGAAAAUGCUCCGGAAAAUGAGUGCUUUUGUUCAGAUGACAUGUCGACUUGUCCUUCAAAUGGAUUACAAAAUAUUAGUCCUUGCCAAUACACUGCACCAGUUUAUCUUUCCUUCCCGCAUUUCUACAAAGCAGAUCCGAAGUUAUUAGAUGCGAUUCAUGGGUUAAAGCCAAAUCCUGACAUACAUGAAACAUACUUUAAAAUUCAACCGAAACUUGGUGUACCGUUGGAAGGAAAAGUACGUGUUCAGUUAAAUUUAAAGGUGGAACACCAACCGCACAUCGGUGUCGUAUCGAAUUUUCCGGACAUAGUAUUUCCUAUCAUGUGGAUUGAGGAGGGUGUCGAAGAAUUGACUCCUUCCAUCCGCAGAUGGAUCUAUUUAGCAACAACGUUUAGCGAUGUUGCUGCGCCUUGUACCUCGUAUGGAUUAAUUCUAGUCGGUAUAGUAAUCAUAUUCGUCGUUUUUAUGAAGGCUUAUAACAACCCGAUAUUCACGCAUGAAGCGAUCGAAUUAGGUAAACGAACUAUAAGAAGAGGUUCGUCGUUAUUAAUGAACGGACAACACAAGUUAUUAAUCACACGAGAACAAUACGUUUUGCUCAACAACGACAACGACGACAAACUAGAAAGAAUAGAAGUCUAGUUGUAAUUGUAAUAUGAUUAUUUUUUAAUGAAUAGUACUUGAUUUACAUUUAAGUGAAUAAGAAUUGCGAA
Frieseomelitta varia is the source of this 3503-nucleotide messenger RNA. It is a transcript of the gene dsb, whose product is annotated as scavenger receptor class B member 1-like. Bases 1705 to 3432 code for a protein of 575 amino acids. Gene Ontology annotation, cellular component: membrane; cytoplasm. Gene Ontology annotation, molecular function: scavenger receptor activity. The record is from RefSeq and is a predicted model, not a curated record. The transcript has 10 exons. Lineage: Eukaryota; Metazoa; Arthropoda; Insecta; Hymenoptera; Apidae.